Molecule: messenger RNA, 1148 nt
Organism: Pyrus x bretschneideri (Chinese white pear)
Lineage: Eukaryota; Viridiplantae; Streptophyta; Magnoliopsida; Rosales; Rosaceae
Exons: 2
Coding region: 175-888 (237 amino acids)
Source: RefSeq, a predicted model, not a curated record
CUCCAGGAGGCGCGUGGGCGGACUGAUCUUCUCCUUCACCAUCAAGCCUUCUUCUCCCCCAUCACCUCCAUUAAUGCUUCCAAAAUAAAUAAAUAUUAUUUAUAAAAUUAAAUAAAUAUUAAAUAAAUAAAUUUGGAAAAUUACGGAAACCCCGGUCCUCCGUGUUUCUCAAACAUGCGCCAUUUUCUGUUCGCCACCACCACCAUCAUGCCCUCCUCAUCCUCCUCCUUCUCAGCCGCCGCCACGUCAUCCUCCUCCUUCUCCCCAGCCCCCAAACCCAAAUCCUCAAAACCUAACUCUAACUCAAACCCUAAUUGCACCCUCCUCUGCAAGCACUCGCCCUCGGCGACCCUCGACCUCCUUAUCCUCAUCCUCGUCCUCUUCUCCGGGACCUUCCUCAUCACCUCCUACUUCUCCUACAUCUUCAACUCCCUCUCGCUUCUCGUCUCUCACUCCAACCUCCACCUCCUCCUCCACCACAUUCCCGUCCCCUACGUCGUCGGCUUCGUCGCCUUCUUCGCCGCCGCGCUGUUCGUAGUCGAGUUCUGCUGCGGCAUUAGAUCGAAGAAGUGCGAUAGGCCUGGGUGCAAGGGCUUGAAGAAGGCUAUGGAAUUCGAUUUGCAAUUGCAAUCGGAGGAGUGUGUCAAGUCCGGGUCUAAAGAUAUCGAUAGGCUGCCGUGGAAGGGCGGCAGCGAGGGCAAUCCCGAUUACGAGUGUCUCAGGACUGAGCUGAGGCGGAUGGCGCCGACCAAUGGCCGUGCCGUUCUGCUGUUUCGGGCUCGAUGCGGAUGCCCGGUGGCCAAGCUCGAAGGCUGGGGUCCCAAGAGAAAACGUCGGCAUAAGAAGGCUCUGGCCGGUAUGGCUUUUAAUGGAGGAGAUCAUCGCUGAUUGUUCAGGAUGCUUUUGGCCACCGGAGUUCCCCUUACAUGUUCGAUUACCAGUUAAAUUAUAGAUGUUCGUUUUUAAUUCCUUGUAUUCUGGACUUCACUCUCAAUCAAAACAAUUCUUUUACAUUAGUCAUAUACUCCGGCGGUGCACUUUUAUUUCUGAAACCACCUUUGUCUAGACAAGCACCUUCUCGAGCGGUUGCCCCUCGGAAGGGCAUAAUGAAUUGAAUGAGAAUAAAUAUAGCAAUUGUCGAUUGGAUA